GCGCAAGUUCAACAACAACAACAACAACAACAACAACAACAACAACAACAACAACAACAACAACAACUACAACAACAACAACAACAACAACAACAACAACAACAACAACAACAACAACAACAACAACAACAACAACAACAACAACAACAACAACAACAACAACAACAACAACAACAACAACAACAACAACAACAACAACAACAACAACAACAACAACAACAACAACAACAACAACAACAACAACAACAACAACAACAACAACAACAACAACAACAACAACAACAACAACAACAACAACAACAACAACAACAACAACAACAACAACAACAACAACAACAACAACAACAACAACAACAACAACAACAACAACAACAACAACAACAACAACAACAACAACAACAACAACAACAACAACAACAACAACAACAACAACAACAACAACAACAACAA
Molecule: messenger RNA, 450 nt
Organism: Malaya genurostris
Lineage: Eukaryota; Metazoa; Arthropoda; Insecta; Diptera; Culicidae
Product: ataxin-8-like
Exons: 2
Source: RefSeq, a predicted model, not a curated record